AUGAAGGACCCGGAAUUGACAUCUUAUGACAAUCAAACAUUAGAUCGAGAAAUCCUUCAAGAAGAACGAUUUAAUGAGCCAAUUGCAAUCGCUUCGGCAUAUGCAAAUGACUCAGAAAAAAAUAUGAAUUUAGAUGUUGAAAUAACUGGACGUUCAUCUGAAUGUUUUUUCAGUACGAAUACAUUACUUCACUAUUUCGCACUAAAAUGUCUCAUGAAUAAUCAGUCAACACCAUCGGACUAUGAUAAUCUUAUCGAAUUAUUUCGAACAGAACUUUCUCUUCCAGAAACAACUAUUGACCGAUUCAAAAAGACCUAUGCACCUGAUCAGGCAAUACAAUUUUAUACGAAAGAGGCAUUUAUAUUUGAACCAUUAAACAAAGCAUUGCGUUCAAUAAAUAUCAAUCAUCUUGUACGAUUUCGAUUUGUACUUAAAGAUAUUUAUGAUCAGUUAGGCGAUCUAAUGGCUCUUGAACUCAAUGCCAAAGCGAGACAAGUUUAUCGAGGUCAACGAAUGCAUUUCGUUGAAAUAAUGGAUUUAUUUAACAGUUUCAAACAGAAAGCACCGAUUAUUGCUAAUAGUUUCUUUUCAACAUCCCUUGAAAGGUUACUCGCCGUCAACUUUCUUCUUGCUGGAUAUGAUAAAGAACAAAUUAUGACUCAUGUUCCCGUACUUUUCACGAUUAACAUUCGAAAACAAGAUGCAUCAUCUGAUUGGCCAUUUGCAGACAUAUCUAGAUUGAGUAACUUUCAUCAAGAAGCAGAAACAUUAUUUGCACCAGGUCAGAUGUUCAUGAUCGAGAAAUUCCAAGCGAUACAUGAGCAUGAUACGAUUAUCUAUUCGAUUGAAAUGAGACUUCACAAUGAAACUGAAUUCAAUCUCAAUGAUCACUACAAUCGAGUGAAAUCUCAAUGGGAAGAAGAGACCCAUGAUUCAUUGAUUCAUCUCGCUAAAUUACUUAUGAAUUGGAAUCGAUACGAUGAAGCAAAAGAAUUAUAUGAACAAGUACUAAAUCAAAAGUCUGAUAAACAGACACAAAUGGUUUGCUACCAAGGUUUAGCUCAAAUAGCUACAUCCACGAAUAAUAGCGAUGAAGCAAUGAUAUAUCAACAGAAAGUUAUGGAUUUAAAAUUUGGUAAUGAUCAUUCGUCAUCGAUGCCAGACGGUAUUCUAGUCUCAAGCGAAUUUCAACAAAGUUUUUCUACAUUUUUCGAUAAAUGUCAAAAUGCUACAACACGAUCAUCUUUUAAUCAACCUCUCAACGAAGUUAACAAUUAUUUAGUAAGCAAUGAAUGGAAUGAAGUCUUGCAUCAGACUCCACAAAUGACACUCACGAUUGCUCAGACAUUAAUUAACAAUCAACAAUAUCAAUUGGCAAUCUCAUUUCUCGAACCAACUUUAAUUAUCAUUAGAUGGACGAAUGAUGUCGAAUUCGAUCCAUUGGAUAAAUCAAAAUGUUAUGAAACCUUGGGUUAUUGCUAUCAUCACUUAGGUAUGAAUGAGAAAGCUCUAGAAUAUUACACAUUGGCAUUAGACGAAAAUAUUCAUUUACCUCCUCAAAAUCAUAUUAAAAUAUUGUCUGCCGUCGGUAAAGUACUCGAAGAGAUGAAUCAAUGGGAAGAAGCUUUACAUAAGUAUAUCAAAGCGGCUGAAAUCUAUCAGACUGAUUUACCAAAUGCAGAUCCAGAGGAUGUUACUCAUAUCGAGAAAUGCAUUGAACAAGUUACAUCACACCUUCUUCCAUCCGAUAAAUAA
Messenger RNA from Rotaria sordida, 1755 nucleotides. The record is from the annotation of a GenBank genome assembly. NCBI's taxonomy places the organism in Eukaryota, Metazoa, Rotifera, Eurotatoria, Philodinida, Philodinidae.